Paramisgurnus dabryanus is the source of this 816-nucleotide messenger RNA. The record is from RefSeq and is a predicted model, not a curated record. NCBI's taxonomy places the organism in Eukaryota, Metazoa, Chordata, Actinopteri, Cypriniformes, Cobitidae.
AUGGAGGGAGAAAUGUUAAAGACAGCAGCUGCUAUGAAGGCAUGUUACCAAGGAUUUGAUCCUGCAGCGUAUUUGCAAUAUAACUACACUCCACCCAGAGCAGACUUUGACCGAAAAGACAGCAUUGUACCAUGGAAGCUCAGCUGUCUGCACAGAGCUCUUACUGAAGAUGAUAUUAGAGGGGAUGUUUUAGUGGAUGUCGGAUCUGGCCCCACUCUCUAUCAGGUCAUGAGUUGCUGUGAACGGUUUAAUCGUGUGAUUCUUUCUGACUUUCUGGAGGUCAAUAGAAGAGAGCUGCAAAGCUGGCUACAGGAGGACAAGAGCAGCCUGGACUGGACCACAUACUUCAAAUACGUGUGUCAACUGGAGGGACGAAGUUCAUCAGCUUGGACAGAUAAGGCUGCACGACUUCGCUCAGUUGUGUCUGAUGUGUUGCCCAUUGAUGUACACCAGUCCUGCCCAUUAUCCCAAGGGUCCUUGCCUUCAUAUGGAGCAGACUGUCUGGUGUCGGCAUUCUGUCUGGAAAGUGUAAGCCCUGACUUGUCUUCUUUCACUAGUGCCUUGAGCAACAUCUCCAGCCUGCUUAAGAGAGGGGGUUAUCUUCUGCUCAUUGGUGCCUUGGGAGAAAGCUUCUACAUGGGUGCACCAGGACUGUGCAUUCCUGUAGUCCCUCUUGAUGAAGCUCAAGUCUGUUUCAGCCUAAGGGCCAGUGGAUAUGAGCUCCUGCAGCUUUGUAUUUACCAUCUGCCAGCAGAUAUGAAAGUGGGAGUAGAUGAUGUCACUGGUGUAUUCUUUGCGAAAGCAAAGAAGGCAUAA